Penicillium soppii is the source of this 1743-nucleotide messenger RNA. RefSeq names its product MFS transporter. Gene Ontology annotation, biological process: xenobiotic detoxification by transmembrane export across the plasma membrane. The coding region runs from base 1 to 1743 and encodes 580 amino acids. Gene Ontology annotation, molecular function: fluconazole transmembrane transporter activity. NCBI's taxonomy places the organism in Eukaryota, Fungi, Ascomycota, Eurotiomycetes, Eurotiales, Aspergillaceae. The record is from RefSeq and is a predicted model, not a curated record. The transcript has 2 exons.
AUGGAGGCUGCCAUUCGAGAUGCCCCCUUUGGGCAGCUUGUUCGCUUCUUGACAAAGAACAAAUACUUCAAGUACCCAGAAGAAAAGCCCGACUUCCAGCUUCCCGAUACAUGGCUUCAAUUACUGAACGACAACGGUGCAAAUAACCUGGGAGACGAAAAGAACGUUAGUUCUGCAGACUCCAAUCACAGUAGUGCACCUUUAAGUCGAGCCUCCACUCAAGCUUCCCUCCCGUUCACCGAAGCCCGCCUCGAGGCCGACGAACAACAUGAAAUCGAGAAAAUCAAAUCCAUUCCAAUUGCGCCCAAAAAGACAAAGGACGGUGCCAUCCUCGUUGACUGGUACUAUACCGACGAUUCGGAGAACCCCCACAACUGGUCCAAUCGCAAGCGUGCUCUCAUCGCUACCCUCAUUUGUCUAUACACAUUCGUCGUAUAUACUACUUCGGCCAUCUACACAUCCUCCACAGAAGGUAUUAUGAAAGAGUUUGGCGUAGACACCCUGCUCGCAACAUUGGGUCUGUCACUAUAUGUUCUGGGAUACGGCGUUGGGCCGUUGAUUUUCUCUCCAUUGAGUGAAAUCCCAGUCAUUGGCCGGAACCCAGUUUACAUCGUCACGAUGUUCCUCUUCGUGAUUAUCUCCAUUCCAACGGCAUUGGUGGACAACUUCGCCGGCCUGAUGGUCCUCCGUUUCCUACAGGGCUUCUUCGGCUCCCCGUGUCUCGCAUCGGGAGGAGCCUCCAUCGGAGACAUGUACAGCCUGAUGGCUCUGCCAUACGCCAUGAUGGCCUGGGUUUCAGCCGCAUACUGUGGACCCGCCCUCGGCCCCCUCCUCAGCGGCUUUGCCGUCCCCGUCAAAGGCUGGCGCUGGUCCCUCUUCGAAUCAAUCUGGGCUUCCGCUCCAGUCCUGAUCCUGAUGUUCAUGUUCCUCCCAGAAACCAGCAGCGCAACGAUCCUGCUCAGACGCGCAGACCGUCUCCGAAAAAUCCACAAUAACAGCCGCUUCAUGUCGCAGUCUGAGAUCGACCAACGUAACAUGCAUAUCUCGGACGUGGCCAUCGAUGCCCUGAUCAAGCCACUGGAAAUCACAAUCAAGGACCCCGCUGUCCUCUUCGUCCAGAUCUACACAGCCAUCAUUUACGGCAUCUACUACUCCUUCUUCGAGGUCUUCCCCCUUGUCUACCCAACCGACUACAAUAUGAACCUGGGCCAGAUCGGUCUCGUCUUCCUGUGCAUCAUGGUAUCAUGUAUUCUUGGAAUCAUCAUCUAUGUGUCGUACAUCCACUUCUGGAUGAAUCCACGCAUCCGGCGCUUCGGAUUCCCAGCACAAGAAUCGCGUCUUCUGCCUGCGCUGCCGGCUUCUUUUGGUCCGACUAUUGGUCUCUUCCUCUUUGCUUGGACGGCGCGUGCGUCUAUCCAUUGGAUUGUGCCCACGAUUGGUAUCACCAUUUACGGCGCGACGGUGUUCAUCGUCAUGCAGUGUAUCUUUGUCUACAUCCCGCUCAGUUACCCGAAGUACGCGGCUAGUUUGUUCGCUGCGAAUGAUUUCUUCCGCAGUGCGCUUGCUUGUGGAAGUGUGCUGUUUGCUCAUCCGCUGUUUGGGAACUUGGGUGUUGCCCGAGGUGUGAGUCUGCUUGGUGGAUUGAGUGUUAUUGGUAUUGUUGGUAUCUGGCUACUUUACUUCUAUGGUAGCAGACUUCGUGCUCUGAGCAAGUUUGCUAUCUCGGAAGAGGAGACAGAAUGA